AUGGUUGCCGAGAUCCUCGGUACGGACGCUGAGGAGACCGCCGAUGCCAUCACCCAGGCCAAGACUGAGGUCCGAGAGGAGAUCGCCGACGCCGCGCUGGAGGAUCUGGCCGGCCGCGUCGCCGAGAUCCUCGAGACCGACGCUGACGCAACCGCCGAUGCCUUAGAGAAGGUCUCGGAAGACAUGUUCGACGAGGCGUUGGAGAGCAAGCUACAGGACGCCAUCGACGACGGGCGCAUCACGGAGGAACAGGCCCAGGAGUACCGGGACAAGGCGGAGGCAUCCGGCAGUUGGUAUGGUUUCGGCUACGGCCGCGGCCACGGCCACAGGGGCGGCAAUUCCGAGGAGUUCGCCAAUCGUGUCGGCGAGGAACUCGACGUGGAAGGCGACGACGUGGCCGACGCCAUCAAACAGGCACAGUCCGACAUCCGCACCGAAGCGUUCGAGGGAAAGCUGGACGACGCUGUAGAAAGCGGCAGGAUCACCCAGGAUGAGGCCGACGAGAUCCUAGAGAGCUACGAGUCGGGCAGCGGAGACGGCUUUCACAGGAGGGGCAGAAGCGCCUUCAAGGGCGGCAAGGGUCACUGGGGCCGCGGCCGUGGGUCCCACCACGGCUCGGACACCGAUCCAACUGCCACCCCGGAGCCCGACCCAACCGCCACUCCCGAGCCCGCAAGCGACGGAGACUCUGCGUGA
Molecule: messenger RNA, 696 nt
Organism: Geodia barretti
Lineage: Eukaryota; Metazoa; Porifera; Demospongiae; Tetractinellida; Geodiidae
Source: the annotation of a GenBank genome assembly